GAUUAGAAGUGGCAAUUUUUUUAACCAAAAAUAAACUAUAUUUACCGGUAAUGGCCGAGUCAGAGAGAAAAAGGGUACCUGUUUUUUCUCAACAGUAGACACGAGGCAUUGCCUUAAACCAUUGACCAACCUGUUUUCUUUCUUGUCCUUCAGCAAACUUUCGACACUCCAUGCUAUAAAUAUUUACCUAUAGAUCAAGCACAGCUUUAGGAUCAUUGCAUCACUUCCCAUUUCCCUUCCCUCAAUAAUCAAUAACUUUGUGUUUACACUCUUAUCCCACAACCAAGAUGAGCGAAGCAGCUGAAAAUGAAGCUCCACGUCAAACACCCUGUUUGAAUGAGAGGAUCCUUUCGAGUUUGUCAAGGAGAUCAGUUGCUGCACACCCUUGGCAUGAUCUUGAGAUUGGACCUGGAGCUCCAAGCGUUUUCAACUGUGUUGUUGAGAUACCAAAGGGUAGUAAGGUCAAAUAUGAACUUGACAAGAAGACCGGAUUGAUUAAGGUUGAUCGGGUUUUAUAUUCUUCUGUGGUCUAUCCUCACAACUAUGGUUUCAUCCCUCGCACGCUAUGCGAAGACAAUGAUCCCUUGGAUUGUUUGGUUAUCAUGCAGGAGCCAGUUCUUCCUGGAUGUUUCUUGCGAGCCAGAGCCCUUGGACUAAUGCCCAUGAUUGACCAGGGGGAGAAAGAUGAUAAGAUCAUAGCAGUUUGUGUUGAUGAUCCAGAGUACAAACAUUUCACUGAUAUCAAAGAUCUUCCCCCUCACCGCCUUACUGAGAUCCGCCGUUUCUUUGAAGACUACAAGAAAAACGAGAACAAGGAGGUUGCAGUCAACGAAUUCUUACCUUCAAGCACUGCACUUGAAGCUGUCCAGUAUUCAAUGGACCUUUAUGCUGAGUACAUUUUGCACACCCUGAGGCAAUAGGCUCAAAAAGCUAUUUUCCUUCAAUUUCCCAUUCAUUCUUGGAGGGUAAUACAUCAUACUAAAUAAAACAUCUUAUCAACAACAGUUGAAUAAGAAUGACAACUCCAUUGAUUACUUUUUGUAGUUCUGAAUUAUUAUUAUUAUUAUUAUUAUUAUUAUUGCUUGUUGGAUUAAACUCUCUUGUGAGAAGAAAUGAUAAAUGGAAUGUAUCACUUACUAGAACAUGAUUGGGACUUUUAACUAUUUUUGUGCAGAUCACUUCAUCAUACAUAUGUUCUAUGUAUUUCCCCACUUGACUCUUUUAAUCUUCGGAAAUAUUUGUUCAAAAACCUUCUUGAAGCAACUGAGACAAUUAAAAAGUCACAUUUUCAAGCUGCAUUCCGCUUUACUUUAACAUAACCGUAGACCAUUUUGGGUAUAAAAAAGAUAGUAUUUUGCGAAUAAAAAAACCUAUUGCAUAUGCAAGGAUUUAAAUUUUAAAUCUACUUAAUACUACCAAUAUUACCACUUAAAGAUGAUUACAUAAAUCAACUAAAAUAAACUUCAAAUUCCAUAACUGUAAACUUUAGUCUUCUUAUUUUCAACUUAUUUCUGGUGCUACAUGGUUGUAACUUUCUGUUAAUGGCCCACAGUAAAACAUAGAUUAUUGCUAAUACGAAUAAAAUGAAGAUAAAUGCCUCCUUUAUCGCGUUGAAUUAAGUAUAAAGAGGACGUAUUAUUACAUCCUAUAUGUCACCUGUUCCCCAUUAGAUUAUAUGGACAUCAAGUCAUGCAAAAUCAGACAUCCAUAUUUGCUUAUAAAUUUUCUUUGGCCUAAGCAAAACGUGAAUUAAUGGCAAAAAAAAAAAAAACCACAAA
Durio zibethinus is the source of this 1778-nucleotide messenger RNA. Its product is annotated as soluble inorganic pyrophosphatase 1. Gene Ontology annotation, cellular component: cytoplasm. Gene Ontology annotation, molecular function: inorganic diphosphate phosphatase activity; magnesium ion binding. NCBI's taxonomy places the organism in Eukaryota, Viridiplantae, Streptophyta, Magnoliopsida, Malvales, Malvaceae. Gene Ontology annotation, biological process: phosphate-containing compound metabolic process. The record is from RefSeq and is a predicted model, not a curated record.